AUGGACUUCGAUCUCGAGGCUAAGGCUCAGGCUGAGGUACCUACUGAGUGGAAGCCUACUAGGAGAGAGUUACUGGUAAUGAUCAGUCUGAGCUUUAUCUCGCUGAUGGUCGCGUUGGACGCGACUGUCCUCGUUACUGUGCUGCCGGAAAUCGCACAUUCCCUCAACGGGACUUCAGCGGAGGCCUUCUGGGCAGGCACUUCAUAUCUCUUGACCUCCGCCAUCUUUCAGCCGGUCAUUGCUUCAAUCUCUUCCAACUUCGGCCGCCAGCAGAUGCUCUUGCUCUCCUUGACCCUUUUCACUGUUGGCACUAUCCUCUGCUCGGUUGCCCACAACUUCACAAUACUGCUUACUGGUCGCUCUGUCCAAGGUAUUGGCGGUGGUGGCAUCAUUACCGUGACCCAGGUGAUCUUCUGCGACAUCGUACCCUUGAGGCAGCGGCCCAAGUACUUUGCUAUGGUCCUCGGGGCCUGGUCAAUUGGCAGCAUCGUCGGGCCUGUAAUUGGUGGUUCCCUGGUUGAGAACGCAUCGUGGCGUUGGUGCUUCGACAUCAACUACCCGUUCUGCGGUAUUGGAUUCAUCGUCGCCGCCUGCUUCGUUCGCAUGAACGCCACAACACAGCUGACAGUUGCGCAAAAGCUGAAGCAGACCGAUUGGAUUGGUGCUUUCCUUUUCAUUGGUAGCUUCACUAGCUUCCUCGUCGGCCUUUCCUUUGGCGGUGUCCAACACCCUUGGACAUCCGCCGCCACACUUGCACCUAUGAUCAUAGGUCUGGCGGGCAUUGCUGCCUUCCUUGGCUGGCAGGUGUACAAGAAGCCUCACAGCCUGCUGUCAAUGUCAAUCUUCUACAAUUGGUCAGCUAUCUCUGCGUUCUACUGCGCCAUGAUCAACGGCCUUGUCCUCUUCACAGCUCUCUACUACAUUCCCUUUUUCUUUAUGUCAGUUCGUGGUCAAUCACCAACUCACGCAGGUAUCGACUUGUUUCCUGCUGUCUGUUUCCUUGUUCCUGGGUCUAUCGUUGUCGCAGCCUUGACUGCGAGACUUGGACGAUUUCGGUGGGCCAUCUGGCUCGGUUGGGCCGUCACAACAAUCGCCUGCGGUCUCUUUAUCAUCUUCGACAUCCACACCAGACUUGUAGUCAUCGCUGUGGCUCUUGCACUUUUCGGCAUUGGCUCCGGUAUGGUCUUGACCAGCGUAAACGUCGGUAUUCAAGCUAUCUCAAAGGUUGAAGACUGCGCUAUGGCUGCUAGCAUGUACGGUUUCUUCCGUAGCCUCGGUAUGCCUAUUGGUGUCGCACUGUCGGGUACCGUCUUCCAGAACGCUAUGUCGAGCAAGUUAACAGCCCUUGGUCUCCCCACACAGAUUGCCCACGACUCUGAGCAAUAUGUCUUUGUCCUUCGGUCAAUGGCAGAUGGGGCCAAGAAGACUGCGAUCCUCGAGUCCUACAUGCAUGGAUUCCAUGCGGUGUUCAUUUUCGUCUCCGUCAUAUCCGCGAGCGCGUUGGUUGCCAGCUUGGUCAUCCGGAAGUUCAGCAUGGACAAAAUCCUGCUUACAGCAUACUCAGUCAAAUGA
This is a messenger RNA of Macroventuria anomochaeta, 1572 nucleotides long. RefSeq names its product MFS general substrate transporter. Bases 1 to 1572 code for a protein of 523 amino acids. Lineage: Eukaryota; Fungi; Ascomycota; Dothideomycetes; Pleosporales; Didymellaceae. The transcript is spliced from 7 exons. The record is from RefSeq and is a predicted model, not a curated record. Gene Ontology annotation, biological process: transmembrane transport. Gene Ontology annotation, molecular function: transmembrane transporter activity.